AUGACUGCCGCCUUGUGGAGGAAAAGAUCUCCAAUCUUACUUGCUCCAGAAACACCCAAGGGCUUUCAACUUUUGAGUGAACAUUUCGCUCUCCUCAAGGUACAAGCAGAUGCACUUUUGGCCAUAUCGCCGGCAGUAGAUGCACUAUGUCGGAAUCGUAUCGUGUCGCAGUACACAAGGAGACUCGGUAAACUUUUGAAACAUAUGGUUGCCCCGCCUCCUGGCGACGUCACUUGUUCAAAAGACGAACUAGAUCCCAAGAUACGACGCAAGCUCAAUGACGCCCUUAGAGUUGCCGCCAAAGAUGCUGCGAUAGGAGCCAAGCUGAGAGAGUUCAAGUUUUAUACGAUCUUGCUUAUUGGUCUAUCUUACAGCAUAGAGGGUCUUAGGGCGCUUAGUCUAGAGGUUAUUGGCCAAAUAUGCGUGUUUAUUCAAGGAUAUAUAGUGAAGUUCGAGCUGAUUCCUUUCCUCCUUCAAACGAAUAUCCUUUCAACCAUUGGCCUGGCGAAAGCAGGUGGUAUCGACUUGAAAACAUUGGAGACAGCAGAGAUAGAAAGCUUUAAGGGGAGCAACAGUCUAGCAAACGGCGACCAUCCAACAAGCAAGCUCAGUAGGGAGGGUGGAGCCAUUGACCCAACACCCGGGCCUUUGCAGAAGAGGGCGAGAACAGACACUGUGAUCCAAGCCGAAGUGCCAACCGCUGUAAACACGGCAGAAAAGCACCAAACUUCUCACGUCGAACCUCCCACUGGAUCUCUGAGUGUCUUCAAGGGUAUGUUCUAA
This is a messenger RNA of Fusarium poae, 783 nucleotides long. RefSeq lists its product as uncharacterized. The record is from RefSeq and is a predicted model, not a curated record. The transcript has 2 exons. NCBI's taxonomy places the organism in Eukaryota, Fungi, Ascomycota, Sordariomycetes, Hypocreales, Nectriaceae. The coding region runs from base 1 to 783 and encodes 260 amino acids.